Messenger RNA from Girardinichthys multiradiatus, 11086 nucleotides. RefSeq names its product sorbin and SH3 domain containing 2a (gene sorbs2a). The record is from RefSeq and is a predicted model, not a curated record. Lineage: Eukaryota; Metazoa; Chordata; Actinopteri; Cyprinodontiformes; Goodeidae. The transcript is spliced from 31 exons. Gene Ontology annotation, cellular component: plasma membrane. Bases 1539 to 8168 code for a protein of 2209 amino acids. Gene Ontology annotation, molecular function: protein binding.
UUAUGGAGAGGUUUAAUGAAGGGGUACGUCAUGAAACAAUAUUCCAAGGUUUUGAACAUUCCAUGGAGAGCUGUUCAAUAAAUCAUUUGAAUAUGGAUAGAGUGUGGUACAAAACUUUCAAGGCAUGGCCAUUUGCCUAAAUCAAUAGGAUAGUCAAAGACAACAUUACUCGGAGAAGAACCAUAGAGAACCAUAGUAACUCUGGGGGUCUGGAGAGACCAACAGUUCAGGAGGGAGGGACUAUUGACAAAACAACUCUAGUUGUACACUCCAGAAAUUUGGCGUUUAGAGAAGAAGAAAGCUUUUGAUUGCAGUUAGGAUUUGAACAACUUUUGAAACCUGAGUUGUGUAAGCUGAGCACAAUUAACCGGCAUGCAAACCCAACAAGCAUCCUGACAUUCCUUUUGACAAAGAAACAUGCAGUCCCACUCAAAUGAUAUUCUCCACAAAGAUAUUCACCUUAUUUCUGAUUUAACUACAGCUUCACACUUCCUUUGAAAUGUGAAAGAACUGGUAGCAAGAGCUUUUGUUUAUUCCAAGCGAUCCACAGCAUUAUGCUGACGAUAAUAUUUUAUGCUAGCCUCCACAUAACCUCAUACACAAUAUGAGGUCAGCCGUUGUUUGUCCUUUGUGGGAGUAGAAGGCGAAGUGUUACUUUCCUGUCAGAGAGCCAUACACAGGCCUGUGUCCUCUGCCAGCACUGAUUGAACCGCGGGGGUUGCCAUGGCUACACGGUGGCCCAAUGAGAAGCUCGCGGUUGUCAGCUGCUGAAUGAAAAUAACAGUGGCCAUUUUGCGCACGAAGCCCCGGCAUCAUUCACUUAAUAACCAAACGGAAACGGAACAUCCUGACCAUUUCUGGACGUGGGUGGCUCGGCAGAGUUUAUCAGUACCACGGUGGGGCUGGCGCAUCAGCCUAGAAGAAGAGGCAUGCGGUGUUAAAGUGUUACCGUUCCGAUAGGUACUGCAUUUGUUUGGUGAGAAAACGGGUUACGACAGGUUUCCUCGCCUCAUUUUCCCUGGCCCGUUGACCAGCACCCCCCGCUUCGCAGCCCGCAUGACAGAGAGAGAGAGAGAGAGAGAGACAGAGAGAAGGAGCUAUGCUUUAGUUAGCUGCGGACAGCUUUGAAAAACAGGUGUAUAGUUUCAUCACACGGAUGCAUACCCCGGCUCGCUGAGCGUGUGUCGCCCCUCCGCCUGUCGAAGUGAGAAGUUUUUAAUCACCACAGCUGACUACGAAGCAGUCUCUUUAAGGCAUUAAACGGAGUAAGGUCAGGAAACAAAGGCCGACAGCAGAAGGACACACUUAUCCUAAGAAGAGGGGAAAAAGAAGGAAAAACAGCAGCAGAGGAAGGAACUGGAUCUCAACAGUCAUCCUUAUCUGACGUGUUGCCUUUUCCAGCCGUCUGGUUUUAUGACGCCAUGCACCAAUCCCUCCAUUUGGCCAGUCUCAGAGGUGUUGUGGAAUGUCACCUUGACCCCUCGGGAACACAGAAAGUGUGUCCCUCUGCAGUAAACCAGUAAGAAGUGCUCUUCAAUAUGAAUACAGAUAGCGGAGGAUAUGCACGCAAAAGCGUGGGGUUGUCAUUCAUACUCUCUCCAAUGAAGAGGGUCCAGAGCUCACCAAAUCUGGCCACAGGUAAUGAUUCUCACUCAUCAGAUUUUGAUUCUUGGCGGUCCCGCAGUGCUACUGAUGGUUUGAAGAAUGGAGAUGCCAGCAGUUCAUCUCUUGCUGCCAAAGGCUUUCGGAGUGUCAGACCCAACCUACAGGACAAAAAGUCUCCCAUCCAGGAUGUCAGUCACUUACCACUGCCACCCCCCAGGAGAGAGAGUUUUAACCUCUUGCCCGCUGGCACUAAUCCACCAGACUACAACUUGAUCAUUGAUCUGGCUAAUGACUUAAGUCCUGGAAUGCUAACACUCACUAAGAACGACAAGGCAGUAUUGAAAGAGUCCUACACUCAUAGCAGCACAUCCUCUUACUCCUACUCAGAGACCAGUGCAAAUUCAGUCCAACAGGUUAAUCAGCCCACAUCUGCAAACAAUGUUAGCAACGUCAGUGCAUCUACCACUGCCAGCACACAGACACGUAAGGUUUCUUCUCUUAAACUAACCCCUGUCACUAUCCCUGACCCCCCUUCUCACCAUAACCAUCAAUUUGAAGCUCAUUCUAAGAUCCAGACGUCAGGCUCCCUUCCACCAGCUUCUACACCUCCACAAGCGGUUUUAAACCCAUCCCAACCCCCAUCACAGAUAGCUUCAGUUUCUAUCCACUUGGGUGCAGAAAAUCAAAAAAAUCCAGCAUCCCUGGCUUCAAACCCAAGAGUGGAGGUGAAGGUCCCUGAUCCAGACCCAAAUCGCACAUCAACUGCAGCCCCAUCGCAAGUGGAGAUGUCAAAGCCUCCUCCUACAGUUCCACCAAGACCAUCGCCUGCACAGCUGUUGGGGCCUCCUUCCCCUGACCCUUCAGCACGGCACUCUCCCUAUCGCUGCCAGAGUUCUGAAUCACUCGACUACCCAUCAAGCUUAAUGCCGAAGAGCUUAUCGUCACCCACCCCGUAUGUUCCUUGCGGAUCUAUUAUGAAAGCUGGAACAAUCAGUGGGCAGAGCGUCAACGCUUUCAGCAACGUGAGCAUUGGUGGCUGUAUGUCACCAGCGACUUCCCCCGUGACAGUGUCAGCGCUCAGCCACUAUUCGUCAUCCACGACCGGUCUGCUUGAUGAGCUUCAGAUAUGUAGCCUGGAAUCACCUGGCGCCUCACCCACGCCUUCGCCCACGCUCAGCCAUGUUUCUACCUACACAGCCACUGCUGGGCCUGAUGAUGUGCUAACAACCUCUGUGGGCUCCACUGCUGCAGCAGCCACUGUCACUAAUGGCCAGGUCCUUUCUCAUGCAAUGAAUGGAAGUACUAGCCAUCCACAGAGGCCCAUGUCUCCACCAUCGUACCCUCCACCGCCUCCCUUGCUCCACACAGGUCUCCAGAGGCAGAGUAGAACCUCAGAGGGCAGUGAGUCAGUCACUAGAGUGUCUGUGGUUUCAGGCCACACCAGCAUCAGCAACACUGUGCCCAUCGCUCAAUUCUCAGAGGAAGAAAAGAAGGUGUCCGUCAUUAAAGCCCCGCAUUACGAAGGCAUCGGACCUGUGGAUGAGUCAGGCAUUCCUAUUGCCAUUCGCACGACGGUUGACAGGCCAAAAGAUUGGUACAAAACUAUGUUCAAACAGAUUCACAAAGUUCACAAAGCAGAUGAUGACUACUCUGGCACAUACAAUGCAACAUAUGCUUUCAUAAACAACGCCGACAACUACAGUGCCACCAUGGCCCACCCACCUCCUCAGACACACACGUACAGACCCUUGUCCAAAAGCCCCUCAGACAAUGGUGGGCAGCUGGGUCUUCGGGAGCCUUCACCAUCUCCUGUACCCCCACCACCUCCACCCAUGCCCUCCCUCCUACAGCUUAGGGCCAGAGAAAGCGACCGCGACAAAGAUUCAACAGACAUGAAUGAAUGGGGUCCUCCAAACAGGAAAGUGGACACACGAAAGUACCGAGCAGAGCCCAAGAGUAUUUUUGAGUAUGAACCCGGCAAGUCUUCAAUUUUGGAGCAUGAAAGACCAACCUAUGAUGACAUAGAUUUAGAGAACGAGCCUUGGUAUAAGUUCUUUUCCGAGCUGGAGUUUGGGCGGCCGCCUCCUAAAAAACGGCUGGAUUAUAAUCCAGACAUCUCCACCCGCCAGCGCAUCGAGACAUCCCUCCACAUCGCUCCUGCUGACAAGGCUUCAGAGAGUCCUGCAAGUGCUGCCAGCGACUACAGGAAAAGAAGGAAGUCUGAGCCAUCAGGUUUACAAACGAAUGCCCUGUCCCCAAGCAGAGCUGUAACUUCCCCUAAACCAGUGGAUGCCUACAGAUCCAGCAGCAGCCUAAAGAAACCUGUCAUUUGUUCCUCACCCUCCUCACCCUCAAGAGCCAAAGGUGGGGACGCAUGCAACAUGUUUUCAAACAGUCUAAGCACCCCAGGUCCUUAUGAGAGCACCUCUCUCCCUCCUCUCCUUUCUGACUCUGAUCAUUGCCAUAAAGAUGCCAGCCAGGAAGGCAGUUCUUCCUCUAAGCAGUCUGUCUUUUGCACAAACAAUUGGCAGGCGAACAGCCAGGAUGAUAAAACAUGGAGCAGUACAGAGGAGGCACCACCCUCCUCUGGCAAGCUCAAAUCCCGCAGUUGCGAUGACUUACUUAAUGAUGGCCAUUCUGGUUCUGUUGGUCAAAACGCCACUCGCUCAGAAAGCGCCGGGUCGCUGGUGUGUGAUGGGAAAGCCCCUACAGUAUCGGACUCCACUCAUUCACUGCCCCCUCUCCAUCGGCGACGUGCACACGACUCUCCAGGUUUUCUACAGCUCUAUCGUAAAAUGCACCAGAUUGACCGAGCUCAACUUAUCCCGUCUGAAGUAAUUCGUUCUGUCCGUGCUCGCAUCCUAGAACUAGAGCGCCAGCCUCAUCUGCAUCGCCAUCGCCUUUCUCCUUGGACACACUCCUGGGGUGUGGAAGUGCCAAGGGACAUGGUGCCAAAUCGCAUUUCUGAAUAUGAGCGUCUUAUUCAGAAGUCCAAAUCUAUGCCAAACUUGGGUGAUGGUGAGGUGCCUUCAGGCACAACAACUCCAGGUGGCUCAUCAUCUCGUGCUAGCAGCGGUGGUGGCGUGACUCCGAGUUUACCAAAGCGCCGUUUUUCCAUUGAGUCAUUACUAGAGGAAGAUACCAAUAGCAACAACAGGACUGUACGUCACAGCAUGGACCACAUACCACGUAGCCCACCAGAGGGGCAACCCCGUGUUGGGCCCGAGCCUGGACGUGGCCAGUCAUUUUCAGCUCCUCCCAUUCCUCAAGGCCCGCUAGCAAAUCAUGACUAUUCUGACAGUGAACAAGACGCUAUUGCAUCUGACCUCAGUGACUUCAUCCAGGUGGAGGGUUCUUCUUUUUGCAGUGAGAGUGAUUUUGACCAUUGCUCCCUAACUUCAUCUGAGAGUCUCUAUGGAUCUUCCACCCUCAAUCACCACCACCUCCGUCACCAUCACCAUCAUCAUCAUCAAGGUCAUCAAAGUCUAGGCCAGAGCCAGGGCUACCAACACCGCCACCUUGUCAGCACCUGCAAGGGCCGCUGCCCAGCCUCAUACACCCGUUUCACGACCAUGCUUCACCAUGAGAGGGAGCGAGCACGAAAGGAGAACCAGAGACAGCAGAGCCGCAACAGCCAUUCCCAAAUUCAGGCCUCGCAGUCCCAGCAAGCAAUGUCCAAGCUGGCCUUCUUGGUCAGCCCAGUGCCUUUUCGCAGGAAAAAGGGCUCACCACCUACCUCUAGAAGAAGCGGUGGUGGUGGAGCUCGAGGUAGCAGACCCAAGUCCAAACAGGCCAUCUAUGAAGCACUAGAUGCAGCCUUGAGAGACAUUUAUGAGCACAUUCAAGCAGAGAGAGGCCACAGAAGCUCUAGGCCACCUGAUGACAGUAUUUUGAGGAGAAUCCUGGCAGAACUGUUGCCAAGUGUGCCUGAAAGAAGCUCCUCUUUGCAAGGAAGGAGGGGCUGCUGGCCUGGGAGCCACUCCUCUGCAUCUGUUUACCCAGAUGGAAGCCCGACUGGGUAUGCUUCCCAUAGAGAAGAACCAUCCACACCAAGCCUACAAUCACCAAGGUUACAGUCGCCAAUCAGUGCCUGCUAUGGACGACAUUUGGAGGCCUCAAACAAUAAUGAAUAUGGGGAAGAGCAAGGCAGUGGAAAUAGUCUAUGUUAUUCAGACCAUGAUGUCUCGAGGAGUUAUUCCACCAUGGAUGGACGCCACACACCGCAGGCCAGAAGAUCAACCCCUGACAGAGAGGUCUCCCAUAAACAGAUGACACAACUUAUUCUGUUCUCUCUCCUCCAUCAGAAACAGCCUGCAAGAGCAAUUUAUGAUUUUAAGGCACAAACAGCAAAGGAAUUGACAUUUAAAAAGGGCGAUGCUGUCAACAUCAUCAGGCAAAUAGAUAACAACUGGUAUGAAGGAGAACACAGAGGACGGGUGGGGAUCUUCCCCAUAGCGUAUGUAGAGAAGAUGCCAUCAUCAGAGAAGCAUCAGCCGAUUCGUCCUCCUCCUCCAGCACAUGUCAGGGAGAUUGGCGAGGCUGUGGCGCGCUAUAACUUCAAUGCUGACACUAAUGUGGAGCUGUCACUUAGAAAGGGCGAGAGAGUUGUGGUCAUCAGGCGAGUCGAUCAGAACUGGUUUGAAGGGAAGAUUCCUGGCACAACCAAACAGGGCAUCUUUCCAGUGUCCUACGUUGAAAUCAUCAAGCACUCUCCAUCCAAAAGCUCAGUCCAGCAUGUAGAUCCACAUGCUUACAGCAGGGCACCAAGCUCCACCCCCAUCAAGCCCUUCUAUCACCUACCUCCGCCUUUCACCUCUUGUGACCUCCCUUCCCCUCAACACUCUCCGAGAAGGCUUGAUCUUCAAGCUGUCACCAGCGAGUGGCUCUCACUCAAGCAGGACCAAUCGGCCCCCACUCCCACCCAAUCACUCACAGCCACUCCUUUACCUCCCACACCACCCCCUCUUCCCGCCGACUUUGCCUCUCUAUUAAUGGCACAAGAGCCACCUUCCGUCUCACCCUCUCCGUCACAGAAAGGUUUCUCCUUUUCAUACCGACAACCUUCCAGGGCUCCACUUUUCUCUGAGGGAGGAGCUGGUUUAGGUCACUCCACAACUGUCCUUCCUUUCUCUCAACCCUCCCCGCCACCUCCUCCGCCUCUCCCUCCACCUGUCUCUUCCUCGUUCACUUCUGCACUGCGUGAUCAUUUAGUUAUACACAAAUGCAAGGGGCUACAUGUUUUUGAGGCAGAUAAAACUUCAAGCUUUACCAAGCCUAACCUUUUGACCUGCACCAAGUCAGUGCCAGGAAAAUUGCCCACACUUCCAGAACAGCACCAGUCUGCUUAUGAAAACAAAAGCAGCAGAUUACCGGACAUUGAGCUGCACGUAAAAGACCCUUAUGACGAGUUGUUGUCAGUGGUUCUGGACAAAUCCAGCAGCGCAGAUGAUGCCAAUGUUACUAAAGGGCCUUCGUUAUGUGUCAAGAUGAACGGUGAAUCUCAAAGCAGAUGGUUUCAGAACAAAGUCCAACAAUCCAGUCAGCCGGCAGAAACUAGUGUCCCAUCUAGCACAGUUCCCUUAAAGGUACAAUUUCACAAGCCUUUAGCCAUAAAGCCGCUGUCUAUUUUGACGGAAGAGCAACCAGUAUCAGUUAAUGAGCAACUGGUUGAUACUCAGAGGCCACCAUCAGUAGAAGGAAAGACAUACACUGAGUUAUUCAUAGAGGAAGAAGACGAAGACAUGGACGACAAAGAGGAGAACGUUAGAAUGCUAAAUGAGCGACUCAGUCCACAGGCUGAAGCUUCUUCUUCCUCCCCGUCACAGCUACCUCACUCCGAUCUCCCUCCCUUCACCACCCCACCCCCAUUAAUUUCAGCACCCCAUCCUUCUUCUCUAAUUUCUGCCUCCUCCACGUCAUGCCGAUCAGAACAACACGACCGCAGCACAAUCUCCUUCUUUCCCCCUGUCUUCCCUCAUCCUCCCCCAUGCGUCCCUCACCUGACAACUGGUCCAGUUCCUGCAGUCUCCCCCUGUCCAUCUUUGUCAUCGCCUCCCCCUCACACUUCUGACCCCUCUUCAGACGUUCCCAUCUUUGAGCCCUCCAGGUCUCCUUGUCUGCCCAACCCAGUUACAUCUUCCCCCGUCUCAGAGUCAGUUUUCUCUCUCCCUGCCCCGUCUCCCCCUAAAACUGCCUCUCCUCCCCUCUCUAGUCCCCGCUCCCCCACCACUGCCCCCGUUGUAUCGCACCCAGGCCGUAGGUCCCCCAAGGUGAAGGAUCCAGUUGUUGGCGGUAAACCCCCCCGUAGCCCCAUCUUGUCCAGGAGGUCCUAUCUGUCGCCAGUUAGAGGUCGAAGGCGGCUGGUACAGGAUGCACUGCAUGGUGGAGGGGACCCGUACCAGGCCCUGUACAACUACAUACCUCGCAACGAGGACGAGCUGGAGCUGAAGGAGGGAGACAUUGUGGAUGUAAUGGAGAAAUGUGACGACGGCUGGUUUGUUGGGACGUCUCGAAGGAACAAGCUGUUUGGAACCUUCCCUGGAAACUAUGUGAAGCAGCUAUGAUGAUUCCAGACUUCCCUAUGGCACCAGCCCUUUCUGUGGCACGUUCAUCGCCAUCAGCACAGCGCCAACAGGACGCCAGCAGAGACCUGAGGCUGCAGCACACUUAAAGAUUUGCAUCCAUGUGCGACUUUCAGCUUCACAGAGACAGAAUCUUAGCUCCAACUAGCCAUCUUUACUGAAAGACUUCUACAAGAUAAUGCUGUUUUUUUACUCCUCUCUUUUUAUUCUUAUUUUUCUAUUAUCUCAAAAUCUGUGCUCCUACAAUGAUUGAUGAUGGGAAAAAGGAUAUGGAAUAUAUAUAUAUAUAUACUUUCCUUUCUACUUUAGCAGUUUUAAGGGCAGUAUGAGUACCAAGAUCACCUCCACAGUUACUGGUAUUUUAAACAGUAACACAGUUAAUUUCAGUGUUCAGUUAAAGGAAUCCCAGAGCAAAUGAAGUGCAGAAAGUGUUGAAAAACCAGUAUUGUGACCACAUUUUUAAUAGGCUGUGCAAAUAUCAUCUUAUCAGUUUAUCGUUUAGGUUCUCGGCUUAAAUCAUCAGUCAUUUGUUUUAGGUUUUAGAUGAAAAAUCUCCCUGACAGUGUCAUAUUUACCACUAAAGCAGACUUUAAGUUUCGCAAGCAAACAUUUUUAAGUUGUUGCUUUUAUUUGAACAUUUUUCACUUUAGGGCUAAAGCACUUUAACAGUAUCUCUACGCAAGCAUGUCUGUUUAAAUUUCAUUUUUCCCUUCAGAUUUAUAACAUUAGGAGUUCCUCAUACUGCGGUAUUUCAGGAGACAGUCGUCUGGAAAACAUUUGCAGAAAGGUUGUUUACCUUUUUAGGAAUUUAUUAGAGGAUGAACUGUUGAUCAAACUGUGUGAUGAGAUGAUGAACACAGCAUUGUUUUUAACAUCUAAUGUUUGAUGCAAUUUGUUUUUCAUUUUCAAGGAUCAUUUGUUGAUACCUGGUGGAACAUAAUGAAUUAUCACAUUUCCAAUGUGGAAUUUAAUUGAAGAUACAGGAUGAGAUAAUUUAUGUAUCAGAGCAAGUACGUAGUGUAUCACUGUUCAUAUGUGCGUAAUAUUUGGAAUAUUAGCCAUUUUCCAUCCCUGCUAAGCCGUCACGCUAAGUGAACACCACCUAUUUGUUGGUUUUUGUUGUUUUUCUUAUUUUCUCAUUUAACAUUUCAGAAAGAAAGGACACUGACAACAAGAACCAUUGUUAAAGCACCUUAAGAUAUGUUAUUCAUCAUCGUCCUUCACGUCACUCCUUGUCAUUCACUAUGUCAGCUGGUGUGAGGACACUUUGUGUUUGUUGUGUUUUUGUUUCGUAAGCCUUUUGUAUGAGAGCUAUACUACAGCCAGCAUCCAUAUGCUUUAUAAACUCAGCUGUUUUUCACCCACCAUCACAUGUGGUUUCUCCUCUUUCUUCACGUGUUUUCAUCUUUCAUCGUAGGUGUGACGUGUAUGCUGCAUUCGAUUUGUACUCAGAAGCUAGAAUUUCCCCAAUAGAAAGUCAGGAAAAUCGUCUGAGGUUUCCAAGCCAAGUUCAUAAAACCUAGUCUGUGUUGCAGGAGAAAACUGUUUACGUGCAGCAGUUUGUGCCUCAUUAGAAGGGUCCCUGCACCGUCCUAAAGUAUGGAAUUCGAGUUUACAAUUGUCCAGAUCUGGAUAAAUCUGUACCCUGCCUCUCGCCCAUAGACUGCUGGAGAUGGGCACCAGCUCCCCACGACCCAUUAUGGAAGAAGUGGUAGAAAAUGACUCACUGACUUUUUGGAUUUCCAGAUUUUGUUCCUUAUUCCAGUGUCUUAAAGAUAAAUAUCAGAAUGUCUGAAACAUUAAGGACUUUUCACAUUGAUUUAUUUGUGGACAAUAUCCUUAAUCUUUAAUUUGCAACAUCACAACCUGCCUUUGACACUGUCAUCUUUAUCGUUUUGGCAUUUGAGUUACUUACACAACCCACAGAUAAACACUCAUUCAAUAAUCAGACACCUUAUAUGAGGGGUUUAGGCUGGAUCUGUGGUUCCUAAUUGGGUCAGGUUUAGAUUAGAAGUAGGAAUCCUGCAUUAAACCAGAAGCACAAAGUACUGUAAAAUCUUAGAGUUUCACCCAUCAGAGAUUUUUGGCAGAUCCAGCAUGGAAAAUAUUUGUUUUAUCCCUCUGUCCUACAGUCAUUGAUUAUAUUUGCACAUUACCAGUGAAAGGUUUGGACAUACCUUUGUCAUACAAAGGAUUUUCCUUACUUGAAUUACUUUCUAUAUUGUAGAUAGUGAAAAUUGCUAAAUUUAGAUGUUCAUUCAACACUGAUUACUUUCACAUCGAAUAAUUUUAUUACUGUCACCUGUUAGCAGGUAGGUAUGUUGCAUUUAAUGAACAAUUUAUGUCCAUUUGGUCAGCAGUCAGAUCAAGCUGAAAAUGAGUCUACCUGACAAUUUUUGGUGCAUUUGUAUGAUUCAUAGUCGACUCGAGUAUUAUGUUGUUCACAAAUCCGACUUCUGAAGCAAAUCAAAUGCAGCGUUUUAUCCAAUCUCACAGGUGUAUUUAAAUAGGGUUUUAAAGUUGACAUUACUUUAGGUUAAAAUGGGGAUUGUUGCCUUCUUUACUAUUCACUACUUUAAUAGCCAUGUACAUGUAAACCUCCUCUGUGAUGCAAAAAAUAAUAAUUUAUGCGAAUGUAGUGUAGAAAACAUAAUGUGGACAUAUGAUAGUGUGCAGAGAACAUAGUCUUCAGUGUUUAGAGUUCCUGUUUGCCCUCGAUAAGAGCAGAACAGAUUACAACUCAAAAUAUACAUUUGAUUUCUGAUGUUUUCAGAUGUAAGAACAUUAUAAAUUGUAUAUGAUCGUCAUAGUAGAAUCCAAUUUAAGUAUUCCUACAAUAUUGUUGCACUUCUGGAUGAUCUUUUGAGUUGUAUUGCUAAUAAAAUCCUGCUGGUAGAUGA